GGCCACGAAGGAAAGGGAAAUGUGGAAAAUCGCGGGGCGCACCCUCUCCUCCGCCAGUGGUUCCCAAUUCGAUCUACACGGGACCACUUGCUUCCCUCGCCUCGCUCUCCCUCCCAGUCCGCCACCGGGCUCGCCACGGCACACGACUCGGCGCCGUCUGUUGCAUCCGCGCAGCGGCGGCAGCUAGACCGGUGGACAUCUCCGCCAAACAAGCAGUAGCAGACUAGCAAGGUCGGCGCAUGUCGAGCGCGGUGGUGAAUGGGCUGGCCGGCGCCGGCGGCGGCAUCAUCGCCCAGAUCAUCACCUACCCCCUCCAGACCGUGAACACUCGGCAGCAGACUGAGAGGUCAACGAAGAAGAAGAAGGCCGGUGGAGGCGCUGCCUCCGAUGCUUCAACCCUCUUCCAGAUGCUCCAGCUGAUUCAGACGGAAGGCUGGGGUGGGUUGUACAGCGGUCUCAAGCCCUCACUUAUUGGCACGGCUGCCUCUCAGGGAAUAUAUUACUACUUCUACCAGCUUCUCAAGAACAAGGUGGAAGGUGUAGCAGCUGAUCGCGGCAAGAAGGGCCUGGGGGAUGGUACUGUUGGGAUGUUUUCUUGGCUUGUUAUUGCGGCUGUUGCUGGGUCAAUCAAUGUUCUUCUUACUAUUCCGAUAUGGGUUCUUGUGACACGUAUGCAGACACAUACGCAGGCAGAAAGGAAGAUGAUAGAUUCGAAGAGGGAGCUUUUGCUGAAGGAAAUAUCUAGGUCCAAUUCAAUGGAUGUUUCAGUUCUCAAGGAUAGGUUAGCUAAACUUGAUUCUGAAAAACCUCUUCCAUAUGGUACACUUCAAGCGAUUCGGGAGGUCUAUCGUGAAUCAGGCAUAAGCGGAUUCUGGAAAGGACUUGUUCCGACACUAAUCAUGGUAUGUAAUCCAUCAAUUCAGUUUAUGAUAUAUGAAACAUUGGCAAAGCGUCUCCGGUCAAAGCAGUCCAGAAAGCAACUCCCCAAGAAGAACAUCACUGCUAUGGAGGUAUUCUUAUUAGGUGCAAUAGCGAAACUGGGAGCUACUGUUGUGACCUACCCAUUGCUAGUGGUUAAGUCUAGGUUGCAAGCAAAACAAGAAAUUGGCAGGAAUGCGAUGUCCAGAUACACAGGUACAAUAGAUGCGAUAAUAAAGAUGAUUCGCUACGAGGGAUUGCACGGAUUCUACAAAGGAAUGGGUACAAAGAUUGUACAGAGUGUUUUUGCCGCUUCGGUCCUUUUUAUGGUGAAGGAGGAGCUGGUUAAGUUUGUAGUUCUUUUAGUUGCCAGGAGUAGGACUCUGCUUCUUACUAGAAAUAAAAAAGGAUAGGUCUUUUUUUGUGAUAGAAUUAUUUAAUUGUCUCUACGCGUAAUAUCCUGUUUGAAAUUGCUCUUUCAAUUCUUUAUUAGUUAUGAAAUAUCUCAAAAUGCUACUGGUGCUCUUUUUGUU
Molecule: messenger RNA, 1451 nt
Organism: Brachypodium distachyon (stiff brome)
Lineage: Eukaryota; Viridiplantae; Streptophyta; Magnoliopsida; Poales; Poaceae
Product: peroxisomal nicotinamide adenine dinucleotide carrier
Exons: 12
Coding region: 240-1331 (363 amino acids)
Biological process (GO): transmembrane transport; nucleotide transport
Source: RefSeq, a predicted model, not a curated record